AUGCUACAACGACCUCAGGGUCGAGGAACCGGUCGUGGUGGACGUGGUGGACGUGGUCAGGGGACUUCGAACCGCAAGAAGCUUGCUCUCGCCGUUGCCCUCCUUCUCAUCCCUUGGGCCCAGGUCGCUUCCGCCGAUUCUGGUUCUGUCCGCCAGCAGCCAGAUUCCGUCCGUACCGCUGCCAACGAGCUUCACCACCACCAUGCCGUCGACACCCCCCGCUACGAUGAUGCCUCCGUUCCUGCCAUCGAGGUGGCUCCCGACAGCCCCGACGACGACGACCACGAAGGAAGGACGAGAUGGCCUCCUUCCCACUAUCCCAAGCAGCAUCAGCAGCAUGCUCCCCCUCAGGACCACCACCGAGGCCCUCACACUAUAGACAAGAACCUUCUCAGUGACAACAGCCAUCACCAUACCACCACCAACAUCAACCACAACAACAACAACAACAACAACAACAUCAACAACAUCAACAUCAAUAGAAAGACCAUUCCUAACGAUGCGAGCGCCCUCGCAACUUUGGCUCCGGCACAGCCCGUCAGAGCACCACAUCCCCAGAAGCGCCAGUGGCCCAAGAGCGUCAGCACCUCGGGCCUCGCGUCCUCGCAAGUAGAGCGGAACCUGGAGGAUUGGGAAGUAGAAGACUUUGUUCUUCUGGCGACCAUCGAUGGAGACCUGUACGCCAGCAACAGGCGGACCGGCAAGGAGCUGUGGCACCUCGAGGUCGAUCAGCCAAUGAUCGAGACUCGUCACCACCGCGCGAACAGUUCCAUCCUCGACGACGAUUACGAGGCCAUCGACCACUACAUCUGGGCCGUCGAGCCCGUCCGCGACGGAGCCAUCUACGUGUGGAUCCCAGACUCCGGCAUCGGGCUAGCUCGCACCGGCUUCACCAUGAAGCGUAUCGUGGAGGACCUGGCGCCCUUUGCCGACGAGGACCCCCCCGUCGUCUACACGGGUGACAAGAAGACGACCCUCAUCACCCUCGACGCCGCCACUGGCCGCGUCCUCAAGUGGUUCGGCUCCGGCGGAUCCCACAUCAACCAGGAGGAGAGCUGCCUGCGACCCUCGGCCCUCUACAACAUGGACGCCCCGACGGAGUGUAGCUCCACCGGCACCAUCACCCUGGGUCGCACCGAGUACACCGUCGGCAUCCAGCGCCGCGACGGCCGUCCCAUCGCCACGCUCAAGUUUGCCGAGUGGGUCCCCAACAACUACGACAACGACCUCCAGCAGCAGUAUCACACCACUCUCGACAGCCGCUACAUCACGAGCCAGCACGACGGUAAGGUAUACGCCUUUGACUACAACGAGGCCCGCAAGGCUUCCCCCAGGUUCAGGCAGACCUUUUCCGCGCCCGUGGCCCGCGUCUUCGACGUCUGCCGUCCCUGGGACGCUCCAUCGGACAGUAACCCUGAGCUCGUACUCCUCCCCCAGCCUCCCAUGCCCACCCAUGACGAGGACGUCGCCCGUAUGCGCAGCAACAGCAUCUUCCUUAACUGCACCGCCUCGGGCAGCUGGUACGCCAUGUCUGGCCGCUCCUACCCGCUCAUCAUCGACGCACCCACCGCCCAGGCCUGCCUCCCGGACUGGCCUGAGAGUGCCUACUCGCGAGAGUAUGUCGGCUGGGGCUCCCUCCGCAAGUCUCUCGUGGGGACCCACCUGCUCGACUCGCCCAUGCUUAAUGGUGCCAGACGCCAGCGUACAGGCGUUCCGACUAUAGACGACGGCACGGCUGGAGAUGUGCAAGAUGAUCACCCUUACCUGCCCAUCAUCGCCCCGGAGGACGAGUUGGGCGGCAUCGUCGAAAAGGUCAAAUCCCUACCCCAGUCGGCGGCAAACAGCAUCCUUGACUUUAUCAGCAACCCCACUCUCAUCAUCGUCUUCAUCGUCAUGCUUGUCGUCAACGAGAACAAGCUUCGUCGAUCCUACCAGCGGUUCAGGGCAAAGGAUUUCAUGGAAAAGUUCCUCAUCCACCCGCUCAAGGACGAGGCCCCUCCCAAGAAGUCCGACGAGUUGGACGACAAGGGCAACACCACACCCGGGUACACGGCCGGGCACAAUGAUGAGGCCAAGGCCAAGAAGAAGGAGACUGCUCUAGAUGACCUUGAAGAGCGGGGUCAAGAGAAGGAGCAAGUGGUGUUGCCGCCAAAGACUGCACCACCCCAGCCGGAAACAGACAGGGAGACUUCCGUCGAUGUCGACCCCAACGCCAUCUCGCCCGAGAAGAAGAAGAAGGCCCAUCGCGGCCGUCGGGGCGGCGUCAAGCACCGCAAGGGCGGCAAGAUGCGCGACCCAAACUCCACCUCGCAGGGUGACGAGACCACAGCCAAGCCCGUCGACGAUGCCGUCACCAACGUGAUGCGGUACGGCGGGGAGCCGACGACCAAGCGGCCUGGCAUGGAGCCCAACAUCAUGACGGUGCAGCCGAGUGACAUGCAGGCUGUUGGCGGGCCCAUCGUCCGCAUGGGCAAUAUCGAGGUCGACACUGAUGUGCAGCUCGGCAGCGGGAGUAACGGUACCCUCGUGUUUGCCGGAAAAUUUGACGGGCGUGAGGUGGCGGUCAAGCGGAUGCUGAUCCACUUCUACGACAUUGCUUCGCAGGAGACCAAGUUGCUUCGCGAGAGUGACGACCAUCCCAAUGUCAUCCGAUACUACUCCCAGCAAGCCCAGGACGGCUUCCUGUACAUUGCCCUGGAGCGGUGCGCCGCAUCGCUAGCCGAGGAGCAGCGAGACCCGCCCUCCGCCGCGCUGUGUUGCCUCGAGGACAAGUCUCGCAAGAUCAUCCCCGGCGGCGACUUCCUCAAAAGCCUGCCUCGGGAGUUUGUUGACUCCCUGGGCAAGCAGCGCAAGUACACUGGCAACCGCACGCUGGACCUCCUCCGCGCCCUGAGGAACAAGAGGAACCACUACGAGGACAUGACGGACAGUCUCAAACGGACUGUGGGCGCCCUACCCGAGGGGUACCUCGCCUUUUGGACAUUUAGGUUCCCAGAGCUACUGCUCGAGUGUUGGAAUGUCGUCUGGGAUGUCGGGUGGGAUACGUCGGACAGGUUCAAGGAGUAUUAUAGUCCUGCUGGGUUGUAA
Molecule: messenger RNA, 3087 nt
Organism: Geosmithia morbida
Lineage: Eukaryota; Fungi; Ascomycota; Sordariomycetes; Hypocreales; Bionectriaceae
Exons: 3
Coding region: 1-3087 (1028 amino acids)
Biological process (GO): mRNA processing; IRE1-mediated unfolded protein response; intrinsic apoptotic signaling pathway in response to endoplasmic reticulum stress
Cellular component (GO): IRE1-TRAF2-ASK1 complex
Molecular function (GO): RNA endonuclease activity; ATP binding; protein serine/threonine kinase activity
Source: RefSeq, a predicted model, not a curated record